GGCGGGGAUGAGGAGCGGGCUACUGCUCCGGCCCUGCCCUGUUUCUGCCCUGCCUGUGUCCUCGCUUUUGUUCUUGUCGCUGUGUCUUUGCCCCAGUUCCUGUCCCUAUCCUGUCCCUGCCGCUGCCUCUGCCCAGCCUCCAGGCUCGCCGGAGGGGCUGCGGGCGGAGUUCUCCCCACCGGGUCCGCGGGAUGGGGGCGGGAGAGAAGAGGCCCGGGGGGCACGGGGUAGGACCCCCGUCCCCGAGGAAUCUCGAAAGGAGUGAGGGGUCUGUCCCCUCCUGUGGGGCAGGACAGAGGAUGGCUCUCGCCCCGGACAGGACGGGAAGAGGAUGUCCCUGGGAAGGGGGAGCCUGGGAAGGUAAAGAAAGGGGCGCAUGAGCCCCUGAAAGCAGAAGCACGGAGGGGGAGUGGUCGGAGAGGGAGGACCGAGCCAAACACCCGGCGUCGGGAAAGUUUCAAACAUUUGUAACUUUGGCAGCAAAGGGCCUGCUGCACUGGGGUGAAGGGAGGAGACAGGGUCCUUUCGACUUUACAAACCACCCCGUUCCUGCUCUAAAGGGACACCACCCCGCCUUUGAAAUUGGUAGAAAAACAGCUAAACAGAAUGAUUGCACAAACUCUUGAAAGGCAUCCAAAAAACAGUAAAGUGGAAAAAAUUAGCGCUCAAGGAGAGAAAUCAGGACGAAUUGAGAUUUCCCAAUCUUCCCGCUGGCAGGCGGGAAGGAGUAGGAAGGCGAGGAGAGUGUCAAGCUCCCCCCCCCCACGCCCCCGUGCCCGCCCAGGAAGGAACGGAGACCCGGGCGGCUGCUUUUGUGGUUUUGCUUGUCGUUUGCACGCCUUCUGCCUCCUGCACAAGCCUCGUUGUCUCCUCCAUUUACCUGGAAAUAGGAGUUGGAAGGCAGCACCUUCCCUUCCUCCCAGCCUGCCUCCUUCUGCAGAGCGGAGCUCCAUAGAACUUUGUUGUUUUGCCUUUUACUCUGCGGGGAGAGAAGCAGACGAUGAGGAGAAAAUAAUGAAUGUCAAAGGAAAAGUGGUUCUGUCAAUGCUGGUUGUCUCCACUGUCAUUGUUGUGUUUUGGGAAUAUAUCCACAGCCCAGAAGGCUCCUUCUUGUGGAUAUAUCACUCAAAAGGAGAAAACCAAGAUUCAGAGAGUGAAAAGGUCCCGUCACGGUCAUACUACCAAAACCCAGAAGUUGGUGACAGCAGAAUUCGGAAGGGCUGGUGGUUUCCGAGCUGGUUUAACAAUGGGACCCACAUUUACCACGAAGAGGAAGACAUAGAUGGUGAACGUGAACAAAGAGAGGAAAACAACGAAGAGCUUCAGCUGUCAGACUGGUUUAACCCACAGAAACGUCCAGAGGUUGUGACAGUGACCGGAUGGAAGGCGCCGGUCGUGUGGGAAGGCACUUACAACAGCACCAUCCUAGAAAAGUAUUAUGGCAAACAGAAAAUUACCGUGGGUUUGACGGUUUUUGCUGUUGGAAGAUACAUUGAGCAUUACUUGGAGGAGUUCUUAAUAUCUGCCAAUAGGUACUUCAUGGUUGGCCACAAAGUCAUAUUUUACAUCAUGGUGGACGAUGUCUCCAGGAUGCCCUUGAUAGAGCUGGGGCCUCUGCGUUCCUUCAAAGUGUUUGAGAUUGAGCCUGAGAAGAGGUGGCAGGACAUCAGCAUGAUGCGUAUGAAGACCAUUGGGGAACACAUUGUGGCCCACAUCCAGCAUGAAGUGGACUUCCUCUUCUGCAUGGACGUGGACCAGGUCUUCCAAGAUAGCUUUGGAGUGGAGACUCUGGGCCAGUCAGUGGCUCAGCUGCAGGCCUGGUGGUACAAGGCAGAUCCCGAUGAGUUUACCUACGAGAGGCGGAAGGAGUCUGCAGCCUACAUUCCAUUUGGCCAGGGGGAUUUUUAUUACCAUGCAGCCAUUUUUGGAGGAACACCCAUUCAGGUCUUAAACAUCACCCAGGAGUGCUUCAAGGGAAUCCUCCAAGACAAGAAAAAUGACAUAGAAGCCGAGUGGCAUGAUGAAAGCCACCUAAACAAGUAUUUCCUUCUCAACAAACCCACUAAAAUCUUAUCCCCAGAAUAUUGCUGGGAUUAUCACAUAGGCCUGCCUUCAGAUAUUAAGACUGUCAAGAUAUCUUGGCAGACAAAAGAGUAUAAUUUGGUUAGAAAUAAUAUCUGACUUUAAACUGUGCCAGUAGGUUUCCGAAUUUGGGAAGAGUAUGAUUAUGGCAACUUUCUCAGAAGAGUAACACUUGACUUUUAAACAAUACUAACAAAACACCAACACAGCAAAUACUUGGUCUUCUUCCUUAUAACUUUGAACUUUGCAGUAUGGGAGAAUGAGCCUAUGGUAAUCAGAUGUAAAUUCCUAUUCUGGGUUUGGGGGAAAUACUAUCAACUAAACCAAAAAAAAAAAAAAAUUGGUUUUGGACACAGGCAAAGAAAAAGCCAGAAACGCUCUGCAUGUGCCAGAUAACGUACUGACAAAAGGGUGCUAGGAGGUGUUUGGCAACAAGAUACAACUGUGGGAGGUCAUCCCCUUGACUUCAGUGUCCUUGCUGAGUUGCCUGGCAGCAGAACUCUGAGUAAGGACGCGGUCCCCCUUGGCAAUCCUCAGAUGGUUUCAGUAGCAAACUGCUUCAAGCCAUUGGCUGUCCAUGUUCUUUUCUCAUCAGGAAAAUGUCAUUUGGCUUCUGUACAGAAGAUUGGUGAAGAUUCCCAAUGGAUAUCAUGGUGGUGAAGGUUUGGAGUCCCAGGGAAUAUGAAUAAGCCAGUGGGGGCUCAACAUGGAGUGAAAACAAAGACUCAAAGUUAGUUUGCCGUGAAAUGGGCAAGAGGCCCAUGCCAUGAAGUGGGAAAAGAGGAGGCUGGUGGGCCACCUCUGAGGGGCACAGGGCACGGGGCUGGUGCUUAAACACAGCACAGAUCCCGGCACUGAAUGGGAGGCUGUGUGGGCAAUCUCCAGCCUUCUCAGACCCACAACAACUAGAGCAGCAGGGGCUUGCAUGGAAGAUGCUUCUUGUUUUGCCCAAGUCACAUUGAGUCUGCCAGACUCUGCCACUUGGGUCUUCGGUUCCAUGGCUGGAGGAAGUGGAUGGUGUCAGAGAAGGCAAAGGCCCGCAGUGGACUGAAGAGGCUGGCAUGGAGUUCCAUUUCCCAAACCUGAGCUUCAUGACGAUAAGUCGUCAACGUGUCCUGCUGCAGCCUGCUCUAAGCCUCAGGGCCCCUCAGCCCAUCAUGCCCCAAAGUGGAGGGCUGACAUCCAGGAGUGGACUGGAUUGGAAAACCCUCCCGUCAAGCAACCUCUCGUUUUCCCCUGUCCUGUCUGCACGAAAGCUGUGUAACCACCAGACACAGUGGAUAAAUGGCUAAUUGAUUUUAUAUCAAAAGCAGACAGGAUGGUAAUGGGAGACCCAGUCCUCAUGACUGAACAGCUUAACAUACAGUUCCCUUCUCUAAGAGAAGCUCUGAAAUCCUACAUAUUAUUUAAAGUUAAGCAAUUCAGUGUCAAGGAAGUUGGGACGCACCAUCUACAUAGACAGGUAUAUUUAUAGUUUGCUUGUGUUCCAGUUUUGGUCAUUUUGUUUCCAUUUUUAAGUGAUUGAUUUGAAGAGCCACUGCCCUGGCUCCACGUUCGGCACAAUGGGCUUACGUGAUCCAAAUGAAACCCAUGUUUUUUCCUACCAUUUCACCGUGCCGCCUACUCUUCAGUCCUUGCCAAAAAUCUCACAACCCAGCAAAACCAAACCAAACUAACAAAAGUCCUGAAGAAGUGGACUUCGUGAAAGAAAACAAAGACCAUAAGUCAGUUAGGAUGCUGCCUCUAGGAUUCAAGUUUUCUGGGAUCCAUUCUGGAGUAGAGACAGUGGAGCAUUUAAGUCCUACACCAAAGAAAUGAUCUAUCUUAAACGAUUAGGGGAAAGGGCUGAUGUUUACUUUUGAGGGAAUCUUGAUUUCUUUUUAUUUGUUUAAAUCCCAAAUGAACAAACUCAAGAUCUCAUGAAUAGUUAUUCUUAAACAUUAAAAAAAAUAAUAAAAUUCCUGAUUCACAAUUGAAUAAAUUAUUUUCUCAGUA
Messenger RNA from Ailuropoda melanoleuca (giant panda), 4077 nucleotides. It is a transcript of the gene GGTA1, whose product is annotated as glycoprotein alpha-galactosyltransferase 1 (inactive). Gene Ontology annotation, cellular component: membrane; vesicle; Golgi apparatus. Gene Ontology annotation, molecular function: hexosyltransferase activity. NCBI's taxonomy places the organism in Eukaryota, Metazoa, Chordata, Mammalia, Carnivora, Ursidae. The coding region runs from base 607 to 2181 and encodes 524 amino acids. The record is from RefSeq and is a predicted model, not a curated record. The transcript is spliced from 9 exons. Gene Ontology annotation, biological process: carbohydrate metabolic process.